This is a messenger RNA of Aspergillus wentii DTO 134E9, 1407 nucleotides long. Its product is annotated as putative 2-oxo acid dehydrogenases acyltransferase. Gene Ontology annotation, molecular function: acetyltransferase activity; lipoic acid binding. Bases 1 to 1407 code for a protein of 468 amino acids. The transcript has 4 exons. Lineage: Eukaryota; Fungi; Ascomycota; Eurotiomycetes; Eurotiales; Aspergillaceae. The record is from RefSeq and is a predicted model, not a curated record. Gene Ontology annotation, cellular component: cytoplasm; mitochondrion.
AUGAGUAUCCUUCGUUUCGGUGGAAGCAUAUCCCGGGCUCUCAAGUCGCCAUGCAGGCCGAGGACAGUCCUCCCAAUUACUUCUACAGUACUGUCGACGAUUCCUCGCCGAGGAUUCCACGCUGCUCCAUCUUUGUGGGGAAUCAAGUCUCAGGUUUUGAAGGAUGUUGGCGAGGGUAUCAUGGAAGUCCAGAUCAUCCAGUGGUAUGUCGAAGAGGGGGCUCAUAUCGAGGAAUGGAAACCUCUUUGUCAAUAUCAAUCGGAUAAGGCGGUCGAUGAUAUUACAUCGAGAUAUGAAGGCGUUGUUAAGAAGCUUCACUUCCAGGCAGAUGACACUGUCCCAACAGGAAAGGCCCUAUGUGACAUUGAGGUAGACGAUGCGAAAUAUCCAGAUGAUUCACCGAAACCCGAACCCCAAGCGGAACCGGUCCAGUCUACUCCCGCUCCUGUAGAUACUCAAACGACGCAACAAACGCCGAUCCCGGAGCCCGUAUCAGAGACUAGGGAUGCCCCAAAAUCAAGAUAUGCUUCGCUCGCUACCCCGGCGGUCCGUGGACUACUUAAGAUUCACAAGGUCAACAUUCUUGAUGUCAAGGGAACCGGAAAAGAUGGAAGGGUCCUUAAAGAAGACGUCAACCGGUUCAUCGCGAUGCGAGAUUCGGGUGUUGCAGAACAGUCUGCAGUUUCUGAAACGCCCCAAACAGAAACGGCCGUCAACCUAACACCAAUCCAGUCCCAGAUGUUCAAGAUAAUGACCAAGUCACUCAAUAUUCCUCAUUUCCUCUACGCCGAUGAGCUUAAGAUUGAUACUCUCACCGCUAUGAGAAAGAGACUGGCCAACGACCCUAAAGAUCCUAUAAAGAUCACCUUCCUUUCUUUCGUUAUUAAGGCUGUUUCUCUUGCUCUGAGCGAGUAUCCUCUCUUGAAUGCCAAGGUUGACACGAGCGACCCUAACAAACCGAAGCUCAUCAUGCGGCCAAAGCAUAAUAUCGGAGUGGCAAUGGAUACUCCGCAGGGCUUGAUUGUACCAAACAUCAAAGACGUUGCAAACCGCUCGAUCCUAGAUGUUGCAUCUGAGGUCUCUCGUUUGAGCGCACUUGGAAAAGAGGGGAAGCUUACUCCUGCUGAUCUCAGUGGUGGCACAAUCACUGUUUCUAAUAUUGGUAAUAUUGGAGGAACUUAUGUUGGACCAGUUCUUGUACCCACGGAGGUUGCGAUUCUAGGAAUCGGAAGGUCAAGAACAGUGCCUAUUUUCGAUGAUGCCGGGCAGGUCACGAAGGGAGAGCUGGUGAAUUUCAGUUGGAGUGCAGACCAUAGAGUGGUGGAUGGGGCGACCAUGGCUCGAAUGGCCAGCAGAAUCCGGGAUUGCAUCGAAUCGCCAGAACUUAUGCUAUUGAACCUAAAAUAG